UCUCUCUCUCUCUCUGUUCCCAGAGUGCUCCUGUUCCCCCCUCUGUCCAGUCGCCUCAGGUACCUGAUCCAUCGGACGGUGGAAAACAUGGAUUUGCUGAGCAGCUUCUCGGUGGGGGAAGGCUGGAGGAGGAGGACGGUCAUCUGCCACUCGGCCGUGAGGCUGCCCAACGAGACCAGUGACCAAAAACCCGGCCCCAACCCGGCCCGGCCCCACCGCCCUGCGCAGCCCUGGGGCCGGGGGGGCCGAGGGACACGGCCCAGGCACGGAGGGGACAUCCAUGGGGACACCUCCCGGGCCUGUGUGGGCUCUGGCAGGAUCACCAGGCCCCCUAGGAGGAAGCCAGACAAAGCCCUGUACGUGCCCAAGGUGGUGAGGAAGAAGGCGAACUGGAGGGAGCGGGACAGCCCCGGAGAGGCCGGAGGGGAUGCGGCGCAAGGAGAUGAAAUCUGUCCCAAAAAUUCCACGUUGGAUGCCCGGGAGGAGCUGGGCAAGUCUGAAGAAGGCCCAGGGGGUGUCCCUGUGGCUCUUGGAAAGCAGCAGGAGCCCGGUGAAGGAGGUUUUUCGGGAAAAACUGACGCUGGCUCCCACGCUGAGCGUCCUCCGUGCGGUACAAACAUCCCGUCCUUUGGGAACAGCAACGAUUCCUCUGAGCAGGAAAGUCGGGAUAAAGACUGCUCUGAUUCCUUUUCUUCUGGGCACAGUAAACACCCACCUCCCAAGGCAGAAGAGCAAGAUCUGAGCCGUGACAACGCUGUUGUCGCAGAAGGCAGCGAAUUCCUGCGAGACGGAGACCAAACCAGCCGGGAUUCCGGAGUGCUGGAGAGCGGGAACACCUCCCUGCUGGAGAGUCGUGGUGGCAGCUGCUGUCCACACCUGGCUAUGACCGAGUCCCUGGGGCUGGAAAACCAAGAUAAGGGCAUUGCUGCUGCUGCCAAGAGCCUGGAGAGCAGCAGGAACCUGUCAGCACCCGAAGAGCAGGGCAAGGUCCCCGCGAAUUUCUCCGCGCUGGAAAGCCGAGAUCGGGAGUGCCCAAGUGUCACCCACACGGAGCAGAAACCCCUGGAAGCCCGGAGGGAGCCUCUGGCUGCAGCUGGGCUGGUGGCUGGUGGUGACCCAUCAGCUCCUGAGGAGCAGGGGGAGCACUGGGGGGAUGCUGGCAGUGGGAAGGUGCCCCUGGAAGAGGAGGUGGAGGAGGAGAAGGAGCCCUCGGAUGUGACCGAUGCUCUGUGGAGGGAGCUGCGCUCACCUGCGGGUGACAGAGAGGAGAGGGGGAGCAGGCAGGAGCAGAGCAGCCUGGAGGACGACUGCGCUGCAGAGCUCUUGGCAGAGAUUGUGGGGAAUUUGACGGUGAAGGACAUCAGCAUCGAGAGGAUCAGCGUGGACUAUUCCAGCUACGGCGAGGCCCAGGUCAGCGAGGGGGAUUUUGGCCACGUCACCGAGAUCUACGACUUCCCCUCAUCCCUGAAAACGGAGGAUCUGAUGGAAAUGUUCUCAGAUUUCCACGAGAGUGGUUUCAAAAUCCAGUGGGUGGAUGACACGCACGCCCUGGGAAUCUUCUCCAGCCUUUCCACAGCAUCUCAAGCCCUGGGCCGACGUUAUCCCUGUUUAAAGAUCCGGCCCCUGAUCCACGCCUCGAAACAGUCCAAGCUCAGGGCCCUGCAGCGACCAAAACUCCUCCACCUCGGGAAGGAACGGCCCCAGACGGACACGGCCGUGGCCAGGAGACUCGUGUCCCACGCCCUGGGCUGGAGGCACAGGCAGCAGGAAGGCUCAGGAACUGAAGUUUUCCAGCAGGAAGCGUCGGACCAGCAGGAAUAAAAAAAAAAA
This is a messenger RNA of Empidonax traillii (willow flycatcher), 1830 nucleotides long. RefSeq names its product R3H domain and coiled-coil containing 1 (gene R3HCC1). Lineage: Eukaryota; Metazoa; Chordata; Aves; Passeriformes; Tyrannidae. Bases 88 to 1821 code for a protein of 577 amino acids. The transcript is spliced from 6 exons. The record is from RefSeq and is a predicted model, not a curated record.